Messenger RNA from Rhodamnia argentea, 779 nucleotides. RefSeq names its product photosynthetic NDH subunit of subcomplex B 4, chloroplastic. Lineage: Eukaryota; Viridiplantae; Streptophyta; Magnoliopsida; Myrtales; Myrtaceae. The record is from RefSeq and is a predicted model, not a curated record. Bases 91 to 591 code for a protein of 166 amino acids. The transcript has 5 exons. Gene Ontology annotation, biological process: photosynthetic electron transport in photosystem I. Gene Ontology annotation, cellular component: chloroplast thylakoid membrane; NAD(P)H dehydrogenase complex (plastoquinone).
CCCGGAGAUCAUGCGGUGCAAAGCUUGAGAUAAGAGGGCAUAGAAACGAUACGUUUUCACUCUUUCGGAUUCAAGAAGGAAAGUUCAAAAAUGGCGGAUGCAAUGAGGGGCUUCACCAUCAACAAACCGCCGCACCUUCGCGGUCACGUCCCAAAGAGAAGAUUGGACAUGAACCCAUCUUCAAGACUGCUUGAAAUGAGGAAGAGCAAAAGGGCCUCUCUGUGUAAAGUGAAUGCCUUUCCAGAUUGGACUCUGAUGGCGGUUUUAGUCGAGCAGGUUGAAGGCCAGAGGGAAUUCAUUAGCAACAAAUCAAUAUGGCACCUCAGUGAUAAGGCCCUGAAGAAUGUUUAUACUUUCUACAUCAUGUUCACUUGUUGGGGAUGCUUGUUCUUUGGCUCCACAAAAGAUCCGUACUAUGAUUCGGAAGAAUACAGGAAAGAUGGAGGAGAUGGUACUGGUCACUGGAUGUAUGAGAAGCAAGAAGACAUUGAAGAAUCAGCUAGAGCAGAGCUAUGGCGCGAGGAGUUGAUCGAGGAGAUUGAACAAAAAGUAGGAGGGCUUCGAGAGCUGGAAGAAGCUGGAAGAAAAUAAGGGUCUUAAUCCGCAUCUUCCCGGCAUUUAACAUACUCCAACUCCAGUCAUAGUGAUUCCUAUUGAAUUCACACCUUGCAGAUAUCAUUGUAUAUAUGGUUCAGUCUUUGGAUGAUCAUUGAGUAUACUACAAGGAUCACUAUCGGCACCGCGAUAACACAAUAAAGAAAUGCGAUACGGAAACUGAG